AUGAAAUCCGCAACAUCGGAUGGCACUGCCUUUGAGCAUUGAUGUGCAGUGUGGGUGUGUCAGGUAACAUUCGAUCCGGUAUCGGGAAUGUCGGGAAUGCCUAGCUUGACUGAAUCGGCUUGGGCCCUUGAGCUAGCAUCCUUCCAAUUCACCAUCUCAAUACACUAUAGGUAGACCACAUCGUUCAAAAAAGGGAGGAGUAGAGAUGCGGACAACAGUAGCAUGUGAGCGGUGUAGGAGAUCCAAAGUGAAAUGCCACCAUAACGGUGAAUCACCCUGUCGUGGAUGUCUAAGGAGCGGCAACUCGGAAGCCUGUGUUCUCACGCCGACCGCCGUCACCAUCUCUACCCCGAGAAAGAGGACGUCUUCACAGACAUCCCCGAACAUCAGGCCAGCGGCCAAGAAGCGCAGUGCGCCGACUAAUGUGGCACCUACGAGCGACGAGCUCGCUAGUCACUUUGCAGGGAUAGACGCUAGCAUCUUCGCACAGGCUUUCGCUAUCAUCCGUGUGCAAUUUCCCGAAUGCGGGUUUCUUCAUCCAUCUGACCUAGAGCGUGUCGCUGGCGAUGUAUCCGACGAUGACAAGCUGAGGCUCAUCGCCAUCCUCGCCGUCAGCUGCAGGUAUCUCGGGGAGACUGUUGACCAGCAUCGAGCCGACCAUGUUGCGCUGCUAACUCGGGAGCUACAAUGUCGUAUCACCGCCCCGCCGAGCCUGAGUCUGAUUCAGUGCUUUCUCAUCAUGGCGGUCUACGAAUGGGGUGAGGGUAUAGGAUACAGUGCUUGGAUGUAUGCGGGAAUCGCCGCUAGGAUGGCGCAGGUUUACCGAGCUACAAAGACCAGUGAGCGAGACUCGAGGCCAACAGCUAAUAGCAACGGCCCUGUCUUGUCUGAAGUGGAGAUCAGGACCAUGUGGACGUACUUUGCCAUAGACAAACUGCUCAGUUGUGGCAAACAACGGCCGGCCAUGAUGAAGCCUGAGGAUAUCGAGGUCCGUAUGCCGCAGAGUGAGGAGAAUUUCGUUUUUGGGAUAGAACCGGAAGAGUCACUCAGCUAUGAGGAUCUUAUGAGAGAUAGCUCCCUUCGUAAAAGGACUUCUAGCGCCGGAUAUCAUUUUUGCAUUCUUGUGAGAGGUCUCGACAUAUGGCAUAAGAUCCAUAGUUGGAUAGUUGACGGAGGCAGGAAGCAACCGCGAAUGACACAACCGGAGAAUUGUCCGUGGAACCCGACUUCACGGUGGGCAAAGAUAAGGAAGCAGUUGCUGGCAUGGAGAGAGGACCAAGAUCCGAGACUGAUGUAUCCGCAAACGAAAGUAGCGAUUCACGUCCAUUUCAGACAAGGGGAAGUUUUUGCUUACAUCAAUUUGCUCUAUUACCUUUGUGUCAUCUUUAUGCGCCGGGAAUACAUAGGCCUUCUACCCAUCGGCCAACGAGAGCCAAAGGGACCUAUCGACCCCCCAUUCUACUCAGAAGAGGCACCGCCAGGGUGGUGGCGCGAGAAUACCGACGAGCUCUUCGGAGCGGCGGCGCAGAUAUCAUACAUAAUGCGGGACCUAAACAGCCUUGAUAUUCAACUUCACACACCCUUUACUGGCCUCUGCGUGUUCACCGCCGCGUUGAUGAACCGCUACGUCGUGACAUUUCCUCACAUGCAUUAUCCCGAGGAGCGAGAGCUGCGAGGACAACUAGCCGAGGAGAACCUAGCGGACCUCGAAAAAAUCGCAAAGCUAUGGAAAUUAGGGGAGGAAUGGGUACAGGUCAUCGGCGCGGCUCAAAAUCUCUAUGACAGGCUCAUGAGCAAUUGCGCGCAAUCCAUCAGUUCGUGCCGCUGCGACUAUCCCGAGCUAGAAAAGUCUGUCUACUUUGCGCCUAUCGGCGGCCUGUACAGCGACAAGCGCGAUAAGCGCGACGAUGCGCGACGACGUCCAGGCACGCGGCUCCAAGCGCUCGAGGCCUCCCUAGUCCCCUUGUGCGCGUGCUCGUUGACGAAGGGCCGGGAAACGGAACCGUCGCAGGAACAGCGGGGGGAGCAGCAGCAGCAGUCGUCAGAUCAACAGCCUGCGCUGGACACCUUUGCGUGGCCGGACGCGGGCAUCACUGGCGACGAUUGGCGCCUCUGGUCGUUCUGGGAUGACCCUCAUCUUCUGUCUUGGGACCCUUCCGCUAUAGGACUCUGAAACGACAGGGUGCUUC
Xylaria bambusicola is the source of this 2189-nucleotide messenger RNA. RefSeq lists its product as uncharacterized. NCBI's taxonomy places the organism in Eukaryota, Fungi, Ascomycota, Sordariomycetes, Xylariales, Xylariaceae. Gene Ontology annotation, molecular function: zinc ion binding; DNA-binding transcription factor activity, RNA polymerase II-specific; DNA binding. Bases 206 to 2173 code for a protein of 655 amino acids. Gene Ontology annotation, cellular component: nucleus. Gene Ontology annotation, biological process: DNA-templated transcription; regulation of DNA-templated transcription. The record is from RefSeq and is a predicted model, not a curated record. The transcript has 6 exons.